Ilex paraguariensis (yerba mate) is the source of this 516-nucleotide messenger RNA. The record is from the annotation of a GenBank genome assembly. Lineage: Eukaryota; Viridiplantae; Streptophyta; Magnoliopsida; Aquifoliales; Aquifoliaceae.
AUGAGCACAAUCUCCACCAUGGAUGAACCAUGGAAGCACCGUUAUGCGCCCCACCUACUACCACCAUCACAUGACAAGAAUCUACCACUCACCACCAUCAUUGGCUUGGCUGCAAUUUUGUCUCUCCCUCCAACAAUUGACAGAAUUGUGGCCCUUAGGUUUAGGGGCUAUAGCAAGGUAGAGGUUUGCUGGGGAAGGGUCGCGGUGAAGAGUUUAAGAGAUAAAGGCUUUGCGAUGGUGGGUGGGCAGAAAAAGGUCAGCGACGCUUUGGAUGAUGAGGGGGUAACGGGUGGGCAUGGGUGCUUUGCGACUUUUGUUUGUAUGUGUAUGAGAGAGAGAGAGAGGGCUAAGCAGAUUUGCAGCGAGUGGGGGCGAAGGGAGACAGUUAGCAGUUUUGUAGGGUUUUGGAUUGUUGAUUGGUUAGUAGCAAACAAUGGGACAAAGGGCGAUAGUGGUGGUUUUGGGUGGUUGAUUGGUUGCAACCAGUGGGAGCGAAUGGUGGUUUUGGGUGAUUGA